This is a messenger RNA of Lithohypha guttulata, 642 nucleotides long. RefSeq lists its product as uncharacterized. The record is from RefSeq and is a predicted model, not a curated record. NCBI's taxonomy places the organism in Eukaryota, Fungi, Ascomycota, Eurotiomycetes, Chaetothyriales, Trichomeriaceae. The transcript has 2 exons. Bases 1 to 642 code for a protein of 213 amino acids.
AUGGCACAAGCAAAGGGUACCAUACCAAGCCUGGCUCCAGAACGAGUAUGCCGCAAGAUGUUCACCGACUCAAGAUAUAUUCGGGAUAGGAUCUGGCCACGAACCUUGACAAUUGAAGAGAAGGUGAGUGUAAAAGGUGUGGUCAAACAGCUGGCACAGCAUUCGAAGUUUACCUGGUUGCGUGGACACAUCACAGAAGUUGUGUUCAACGAGGUCUCGUCAUACGCCUUAUCUACUCAACCACACUGGAAAGGUCUUGCACUUGCCUGUCCUGGUUUGCGGAGCUUUCAUAUUCAUCAACGCGCUCGUAGGGGCUAUGUCGACUGGGAUCCUCGAGAGUAUGAGGAAAAUGCGGUCGCGGAAGACCCGGAUGAUCGGAAUCUACAGGCCAUACAACCCAAGACCUUCGAAAAGCUGGCCGCAUGUCUUCAUCGUAACCACGGCGACAACUAUACAGUCACGGUCGAGUCUUGCAUCUGGUGGUCUUUGAUGCUGACUUCACCUCAGGAAUGUCUUAAGAAGAUUAACAUAUACAGCUUCAAGCAAGACAAGCACGAUAUGGUUUCUAGAACGUUCGAGGUCGAGAGGUUGGUCGAUUUAAGAGCAGCUGAGACUCACUUGAAUGAUGACUGGUCGCCAUAG